GGGAAACCGACAGCCUCUAUGUUCGACCGCAAUUUUCUUCACGCCGUCCUCAUUGAACGUAUCCUGCAUUGUGAAUUCGACUCGGGUCGUUUUGCCGGAUUUUAUAGGAGGUGUAUUUACAAGCACGUGGCAUGUAGUAUAUACAGUAUGUAGUAGCAGAGUUCCGAUAAAUCCAACACUUGCAUAAGACUUUAAGGUUAACUACAUAGAAAUAAGUUGUGAUAUUAUAAGCAUUAUUAAUUGUUGUAGAAUCUACAUUAAAUUAACAAUACAUUGCAUGUGUAUUAAAUUAAUAUAAUAUGAGACGAUAUUUAAUUAAAUUUUCAUAUAUUGGCACAAAGUACAGAGGAAUGCAAAAAAAUAUAAUUCCAUCAGCAAAGGUACGAAUAAAUGAUACUGAGACUAUUCAAGGAGCUAUAGAGGGUGCUUUUUUGAGAUUAGUUCCACAAGUUUUAAGUUGGCCUACAUUAACUUGCAGUAGUAGGACAGACGCUGGUGUACAUGGACUCUGUAAUAUAGCUCACAUUGAUAUAGAAAACAAAUAUGAUAGUAUUUAUAAUCCCCAAGAGUCACUUAAACAUUUAAAUAGGCAUUUGAUUCUGUGUGACCAUGAUAUAAGGAUAUUGGACUUGAUUCCAGUAAAAGAUACUUUUCAUGUAAAACACUGUGCAAAUUCUAGAACUUACCUUUAUAGAAUUCUAAAAGCAAAGGAUGUAAAAUAUCAUAAAGUUCCUAUAAUAGAAAUGGAACGUUGCUUUCAUUUUAGAUCAGAAACUUUUGAUCCUGAAAAAAUAAGCCUUGCAACACAACUUUUUAUGGGAUUAAAAGAUUUCAGAACAUUUUGUUCAAACCGUAAAUCAAAUGCUCCAGUUAGGUAUGUAAGGAGUCUGGAUAGUUUAACCUUUGAAAAAGGUUCUCCACUUAUGCCAUAUGAUCCUUUCUCUGAAAAUUUUGAUUUCUGGGAUUUUAAAUGUACAUCCAAAGGUUUUUUAUACAAACAGGUUAGAAAAAUUGUAACUGCUUUACUUGCUUUAGGAAUAGGUAAAAUAACAGAAAAAGAUAUAACUGUAAUGUUACAAGUUCCUGGACACAAGAAUUAUAUGACUUCUUUGGGACUAGUUCCACCGCAUGGUUUAUAUCUCUUGAAUGUUGGGUAUAACCAAGACUACUUGAAUGAACAUAUUAUAAAGUAUAGAAUAUCCGAUGAUGGUAUAGUGGUACCAUUAAAUGAAGAUUGAAUAUAAUGUACAUUUAAGAAUACAUAUAAAUGUCACCAAAUAA
This is a messenger RNA of Frieseomelitta varia, 1281 nucleotides long. Its product is annotated as tRNA pseudouridine synthase-like 1. The transcript has 7 exons. The coding region runs from base 300 to 1238 and encodes 312 amino acids. The record is from RefSeq and is a predicted model, not a curated record. NCBI's taxonomy places the organism in Eukaryota, Metazoa, Arthropoda, Insecta, Hymenoptera, Apidae. Gene Ontology annotation, molecular function: RNA binding; pseudouridine synthase activity. Gene Ontology annotation, biological process: tRNA pseudouridine synthesis.